Rosa rugosa (rugosa rose) is the source of this 1017-nucleotide messenger RNA. RefSeq lists its product as uncharacterized. The coding region runs from base 1 to 1017 and encodes 338 amino acids. Gene Ontology annotation, molecular function: nucleic acid binding. The transcript is spliced from 3 exons. The record is from RefSeq and is a predicted model, not a curated record. NCBI's taxonomy places the organism in Eukaryota, Viridiplantae, Streptophyta, Magnoliopsida, Rosales, Rosaceae. Gene Ontology annotation, biological process: DNA integration.
AUGUGUGACGCUUCAGAUUAUGCCGUGGGAGCUAUGUUAGGGCAUCAUGUUGGGAAGAUCCCCCAUGUCAUCUAUUAUGCAUCCCGAACAAUCAAUGAUGCCCAAUUGAAUUACUCCAUAACAGAGAAAGAGUUUCUUACUGUAGUUUUUGCUCUUAAAAGGUUUCACUCUUAUUUAAUUGGUACUAAGGUAACUAGCUUGGGCCCUAGAAAUCAAAUGCCACAAACCCCCAUUUUGAGCAUUGAACUUUUUGACAUUUGGGGCAUUGAUUUCAUAGGACCAUUCCCCUCAUCUUAUGGUAAUUUAUACAUUCUUCUCGCUAUUGAUUAUGUGUUGAAGUGGGUGGAGUCUAAAGCCACCCAUACUAAUGAUUCUAAAGUGGUUUCAGAUUUUCUUAAGUCAAAUAUCUUUUCAAGAUUUAGAACACCAAAGGCAAUAAUCAGCAAUGGAUCCCACUUUUGUAAUAGGACGUUUGAGGCUCUACUUCGGAAAUACAACAUUACUCAUAAGGUGGGAACACCUUAUCAUCCUCAAACUAGUGGUCAAGCGGAGUUGGCAUAUGGUAAGCCUUGUCAUCUACCGAUGGAGCUUGAGCAUCGUGCAUGGUGGGCUAUCAAGCAAUUCAAUAUGAAUAUAGAUGUAGCUGGUGUGCACAGAAAACUUCAGUUGAAUGAAUUAGAGGAAAUCAACAAUGAUUCUUAUAAGAGUUCUCGAGUUUACAAGGAGAAAACUAAGGCCUUCCAUGAUCACAUGAUUUCUCGAAAGGAUUUUUCUGUUGGACAUAAAGUCCUUCUCUUUAAUUCUUGCCUUAAACUUUUUCCUGGUAAAUUACGUUUUAGGUGGUAUGAACCCUUUCUUGUUACUACAGUAUAUUCUCAUGGUGCAGUGGAAGUCCAAAACUUGAAGACAAAUAAUAAAUUCAAGGUGAAUGGCCAUCGGCUCAAGCCAUAUUACGAGAUGUUCUUGGAGCACAACGUAGAGAAAGUAUCCCUCAGCGAACCCGCUCCUUCUGAAUAA